AUUAAAAAAGUGGCAACAGCGUCACACGUGGGCUUCCAGUGUUAUCGAGCAGUGCAUUCUGGGAUUUUAAAAUGGAGGCGUCAACUGCUGUGAGCAGUGUUAUGUAGCCGUCCACCGGUGCGAUGAGUAGGAGACUGAACCCCUAUAUUUUGACAACAUUAACUCUGCAUCGACCUUCAUUAUGGGUGUUCUGUGUGCCGGUAAAGGAGCGCUCAUGUCCGCUGGUUACCUCGGUGUUUACGCCAGAAAAUACUGCGCUCGGUAUUUGUGCGUAACAUUGAACGUUUCCGGAGCUCCAGUCCCGGCGGGGGUCCGUGUCAGACGGUACAGCAGCAGCCAGGAGGCGAGUAAAGGGAGAGAUGCACCGGGACAGUUCGUGUGCUAUCACCUCCCUCACAGGAGCCUGCUGAAAAUCCAGGGUCAGGACACGAGUCCGUUUCUUCAGGGGAUCAUAACAAACGACAUGGCGCUGCUGGCGGCGGAGCCUGCUCAGAAUGUCAUGUACUCACACAUGCUCAAUGUUCAGGGGAGGACACUCUAUGACAUUAUUUUAUACAGGUACAGUACACUUAAUUAUUUAUUAUUUUACUAAACAGGCUGAGUAGCUCAAUCCCUGUCCAAUAAACUUAACUAUGAGGGUGUGUCUUCUUAUCUUGUUACGCAGAUGUUGGCAGUUGGGCCAAAACAUUAGACCUACCCCCAAACCCCACCACUCACAAGAGACAGGUCAUUUUAGGACUGACAGAAAGUUAGUGUCCAGUGUCCAGCUUCUGUAUUGUCUUACAGUAUCCACCUGUUAUUGCAUCAGAUUCAUUUAAUAUUAAGGGAAAAUUUACAAGAUGCUGUGGAGUGGUCAUUAUUAUGUCCUCUAAACUUCAAAUCUUGACUAAAACCCCUCAUAACUUCAUAAAGUUUUAAACUAACUCAUCUUAAAUGUGAUUCAGUGGGACAUUGAGUUCGUCUGAGUCAGUGCGUUCUCUAUUUCUUAUAUUAGGUAUUCUCAAUUUAGCUGAAAAAUUGCUUAAAUGUUUUGUGUGGACAAAAGCACUUAAGCUAUCCAAAUUCUUUUUGCAAAUUCAUUUUGGUUUAGCCUGUCAUUCUGAUGAACUGCAUCAGGUUGGAUUUUUAAAAGAGACCCUUCAAAAUCACAGUUCAUGGGUAAAUAAUUUUUGGACUGUAUCCGUUAAGGCUGGACACCGCCUACUUCAGCUUAAUAUGUUAAUACACAUAUAACAACCAGCCAUAACAUUGGGAACAUCUGACGGUCUAAUGCAAUCCAGUACAACAAUGCUUCUAAAAACUGAUAAUUCUAAAACGCCUCCAAAUGUUCAGUUUUCCAUUACAUGUUCUGACAUGUGAAUAUUGUACUUAAUAUUAGUUGUGGGUGGGUAUUGGUGGCAUACUGGGGUGCGUUAUAUUGGAAAGUGUAUUGUUAUCCUUGUGUUUUUUUAACAAAGUGGAAAAAAUAUAAGAAACAUCUUUCAAAAUAACAUACUCCAGUAUGCCACCACCAUGUAUUACAUCUUCUGCAAGAAAGAACAACACUUUUCUAAUCCUGUUAACAAAUCCUGCUAGCAAAAAUUGAAAAAUUGAAGCUUCCUGAGAGUAGAAUUUAUGGUGCACACACACACUGAUUGGGCUACUGUAGGAUUUUUUUAUGUUGCUCAUUUUGACAAAUUAAAUUUUCUGUUUUCUGUUUUACCAACAAAUAAUGCUCCUACUUGUUAUAUGUCCGUUCAGUCUAAAAGGAGCAGAAGCAGGACAAGGAGUUUUCCUUGAGUGUGACAGUACAAUCACAGACUCAAUCUUGAGACACCUGAAGGUGUACAAGAUCCGCAGAAAGGUCACUGUAAACCCCUGUCCGGACCUUUCUGUAUGGACGGUGCUUCCUAAGCACAAGAAGACAGAAGAGGAGGCCAGCAUACCUGAGCUGUCCUCCCCAGAAAAAGCUCUAGCAUGGGAGGAAGAUCCCCGAACUCAGGAGAUGGGCUGGAGACUAGUGGUGGACAGUCAAGUUGACCCUUUGGACAUCAUUUCAUCAUGUCAGAAAGGCGACACGGAGGAGUAUCACCGGCAUCGCUAUGCAAUAGGUAAUCAUUGUAAAAAUGUGUUUGAACACUUUUUUUUCUCCCUUAAUGUAUCGUGGUUAGUAUAUUUGCAUGUAGAUGUGCUCCUGACAUAGACAAGCUUAGUUUAUUUCCUCUGCUGUUAUUGUUGUCAGGACUUCCUGAGGGAGUGAAGGACCUUCCCCCAGGGGUGGCCCUACCACUGGAGUCAAAUCUCGUCUACAUGCAGGGUAUCAGCUUUAGCAAAGGCUGCUACAUCGGCCAGGAGCUCACAGCCAGGACUCAUCACACUGGGGUGAUUCGAAAACGCCUGAUGCCAGUACGCUUGUCAGCUCCAGUCCAAGACCUUGAGGAGGGAGCUUCCCUGCAAACACAGUCCGGCAAGCCAGCUGGGAAGCACCGUUCAGGGUUUGGAGAUCUGGGUCUGAGCCUAAUCCGUAUGGCUCAUGCCAAAGACGUAUUGACGCUUAAGUCUUCUGACGACACCACAGUGACACUUGAGGUCGCCGUGCCAGACUGGUGGCCUAAAGAUGUGAAAGUCAACUGAAGAGAAGGAUGUUUUACAGUUCCCUCAAAUGUGACGUAUAUCAAAUCUGACAGACGUCUCUCAGAUGGAACCCUGAAGUACACUAUGUUACACUGUCAUUGCUUUACAGCUUUGCGGCACUAAUCAUAGUCUGAUACAGUCCAUACAUGUUAUUCUGUUUGCAAAAAAAAACCUACUUUGAAUGAUUUUGAUUUGAGUGUUCACAUUUUAAACAAUAGUUAUGUUAUUCUACAUAAAAGAAUUAUGCUCUUGAAAGAUCUAUUUUCAGCACAAUAUAAGAUAAAGGAAUCAAUAACUGCCAAACUGCCAUUGCUUCUUGUUGAAUAAAUAUUUAAAACAGUACAAUACAAA
Molecule: messenger RNA, 2964 nt
Organism: Xyrichtys novacula (pearly razorfish)
Lineage: Eukaryota; Metazoa; Chordata; Actinopteri; Labriformes; Labridae
Source: the annotation of a GenBank genome assembly